Messenger RNA from Cryptomeria japonica (Japanese cedar), 1234 nucleotides. RefSeq names its product vesicle transport v-SNARE 13. Gene Ontology annotation, molecular function: SNARE binding; SNAP receptor activity. The transcript has 5 exons. The record is from RefSeq and is a predicted model, not a curated record. Gene Ontology annotation, cellular component: endoplasmic reticulum membrane; SNARE complex; ER to Golgi transport vesicle membrane. Lineage: Eukaryota; Viridiplantae; Streptophyta; Pinopsida; Cupressales; Cupressaceae. Bases 380 to 1042 code for a protein of 220 amino acids. Gene Ontology annotation, biological process: intracellular protein transport; vesicle fusion; vesicle-mediated transport.
AUGAUUUCCUCUUAUUUUUCAGGGGAAACUUGACAAAUAAUUUUUCGUUCACCCAUAAGUAAUAAUUUUUCGAGCAUGGCAAACAAAACAAAGAUAGGGACCCACAUGGAACUCCCGCUCGAAAGAAUGAUUUCCCCUUAUUUUUCAGGGGAAACUUGACAAAUAAUUUUUCGUUCACCCAUAAGUAAUAAACAUAAUUUGUUUAAAAAACGAAGAAUUUUUACAGAGAAUCAGAGAUCUAGGAAGAGGAAUACAAGGCCGGAGCCGGAAACUCAAAACGACAUAGCUUCCAAAACACCCAAGCGACCCGGGAUCGAUUCUUUCAUCCGCCAAUUUUCACAAAAUUUUCCCUAAUUCAGAAAAAUUUCGAUUGAACACAAUGAGUGAGGUAUUUGAUGGAUACGAGAGGCAAUACUGCGAGCUCUCUGCAAAUCUAUCCAAGAAAAGCACUUCAGCUAGUCUUCUGAACGGAGAGCAAAAGAAACAAAAACUUUCAGAGGUUAAAGUAGGACUGGAUGAAGCCGAGUCUUUGAUUCGUAAAAUGGAUCUUGAGGCAAGAAGUUUGCAGCCUAGUGUAAAGGCCAAUCUGCUUGCCAAACUGAGGGAAUACAAAUCUGACCUGAACAACUUGAAAAGAGAUGUGAAGAAGGCUUCCUUAGCUGAUUCGCAAAGUGCAAGAGAUGAGCUGCUUGAAUCUGGAAUGAGUGAUGCAUUAAUGGCAUCAGCAGAUCAAAGGGGGAGAUUAUUGAUGUCAACUGAGAGGCUUAACCAGUCUACUGAUCGGAUCAAAGAGAGUAAGAGAACCAUAUUAGAAACAGAAGAACUUGGGGUUUCCAUCCUUCAGGACCUGCACCAACAGCGACAAACACUUCUGCACACACAUGAUACGCUUCAUGGUGUUGAUGACUACAUAGGCAAGAGCAGGAAGAUAUUAACGUCAAUGACAAGGAGAAUGAACCGAAACAAAUGGAUUCUUGGUGGACUUAUUAGUGUUCUCGUUGUUGCAAUCAUUCUGAUUGCAUAUUUUAAAAUUACUCACUAAUUACAGGUCGUAUGCAUGAUUUGAUUCAGAAUAAAUUGUUAUGCCCGAUGUUGACCUGUGGCAGCUUUCUUGUAAAUUAAAUAUGCUAUGUUUAUCAAUCAUUAUGACUAUCCCAACUUGUGUACCAAGUGGAUUGCAGGUUUUGGCAACUUUGUAUUGCUCCAUAUUGAAUACCAAGAAGAUUUUUCUGUA